AUGGCUCCUGAGCCGCGGCGUGGCCUGAAUGUAGCAUUCGAGACCAUUUCGCGGAGGACUCUGCAGUAUGAGCAGGAUAUCCAGGAUUUCGAGAGUAGACUGGCUAUUAACCUGAGCAACUCGCGUGCCAUCAGCACACUUCUGCACGAAUCACAGUCUGCUGUGAAGGAAUUAGUGCAGCACUAUCAGCAGAAAGCAGACUCUGCUCUGGAGUCCACUUUGCCACAUAUCGAACAGUCCCUCUCGGAAGACAUCAAUUCGCUUGAAUUUCUUGACGAGCACCUACCGCGGAUUGAAGAAGAGCUUGUUAGCAUCAGGCGCGUGUAUGACCGCGGACAGGACAAGGCAGUGGAACACAUCGCCGAGCUCGAAUGGCUCAACACCCCGCUCACAGCUCGUCUACGCAGAACAAUAUUCACCGCGUCCGCCCCAGUCAGCCCCCGGACCAAGGCACUACUGCGCAUGCUCUUCACGCUCGUGUUCUGCAUGGGCGUCUGGGUCGCCUGGAUCGCCCUUGAGGGUGCUGUCCGUGCUCAUCGUCAGCGCCUCGUCUGGGGUGAACGACUACUGAGCUGA
This is a messenger RNA of Fomitopsis serialis, 576 nucleotides long. RefSeq lists its product as uncharacterized. The transcript is spliced from 6 exons. Lineage: Eukaryota; Fungi; Basidiomycota; Agaricomycetes; Polyporales; Fomitopsidaceae. The coding region runs from base 1 to 576 and encodes 191 amino acids. The record is from RefSeq and is a predicted model, not a curated record.